AUGGGUGAUGUGUACCGGACCACCAUCUUGUGGGUCCAGAACAUCUUGGAAGAGUCUCCUCCUCUUUUUCUGGCAGCAAUGAAUAUUUAUGAGAAUUAUUUGCCUGAGCACGUUCAGCCACCUGCAAACAGUAACGCACAAGGCCAAUAUCCACCACCACCUUAUCCCGGCACAGGAGGACACCAGAUCCCACCUUAUCCUGGCACUGGACCUUAUUCAACACAGCCACAUCCCAAUGCAGGAUCGAGAACAUACCAACCGUAUUACAUUCCUUCUGCAGGCCCCAGGCUUCCUCCAUCUCAAGUCACCCAGAGUAAUGUCCCACACAGGAAACCUGCAAGUAUCUGUAAUCCACAGAGGAAGACUUACUGUUGUAUCAUUUUCCUCUUCUUGAUUUUAUCUGUGCUGGGAUUUGGAGCUUGGAUCAUUCUUAAGUUUGUGAAGGACAUUCCAACAGCCAGCUUCAGCCCUUCUUGUCCAUCCAGAGUGACCAGGUGUGAUGGAGUCAGUGAGUGUAAAGACAGCAGCGAUGAAACGGGCUGUGUGAGAUUCCAAGGGUCCAGCUCACAACUCGAGGUCUACGGGUGGAAGUCCAAGCAAUGGUUACCCAUUUGUUACACAGCCUGGACCACAUCUUUGGCAGACAAGACAUGUCGACAACUGGGAUUCAGGAGUUCUUUCCAGUCUGGGAAAACAACCAAUGAUCAGUCUUCAAGCCUUGUGGUCAACUCAACAAAAUUGGGAACAAAAAUACAAAGUCUCUUGAGCAGCAGCGCCCGAUGUUCCACCACAGAUACUGUUUCUCUCAAAUGCAUUGACUGUGGCAGGAAGAUCAAGACCUCCACAAGAAUUGUGGGUGGCGUUCCAGUCCAGUUGGGUGAGUGGCCUUGGCAGGUUAGUCUUCAUUACAAGUCACGGCACGUCUGUGGUGGAACCAUCAUCUCACAGGACUGGAUCAUCACUGCAAGCCAUUGCUUCUUUGAAGAUGAUAGCUAUCAGCCGAAGUACUGGAAAAUAUACAGUGGUUUUAUUUCCCAACGGGAACUAUUUAGAGCCACGCAGAGUUCCUUGUCGAGGAUUGUUGUUCACAGCAGAUACAGCUCAGACACCAAUGACAACGACAUUGCUUUAAUGAAGCUCUCAAAUCCACUGAGGUUUACAGAUAAUAUUAGACCUGCCUGUUUGCCAACCUACGAUCAACAAUUUCCUGAAGGGAUGCGCUGUUGGAUUACGGGAUUUGGUCACACACAGGAAGGGGCACUUUUGACCUCCAACAUCCUCCUAGAAGCUUCAGUCAACAUAAUCGGCACUAGAACCUGCAACCGGAGAGACUUUUACAACGGAGCAAUAACAGACCGCAUGGUCUGUGCUGGCAAGAUCUCUGGGGGAGUCGAUUCUUGUCAGGGUGAUAGUGGUGGGCCUCUUGUCUGUGAAGUGUCUGGUACCUGGUACCUGGCAGGAGUUACGAGUUGGGGGAUUGGCUGCGCUCGGAUGAACAAGCCAGGAGUUUAUGCCCGGGUGACACAACUCACCAACUGGAUCUUCACACAGAUGGAGGCCAACAGCAACUAAUGAAAAGAAUGGGCUUUCACCGCACAUUGGGUGUGUUCGAGGUUGUUGCCUCUGAUUUAUGCUGCUUUUCCAAAAGACUGUUUCUAGGGAGAUUGGAUUUCUCCCAGAGCUCAUUAAUGUACUGUAUACGUUUAGUCAAAAAGAGAGACAGUUUGAUUCAUUAUUCAACGGGUGAUACAGCCUCAACUUGGUCUAAGAUAACCAAACCUUGCCUGACCAUGACCAUUACCUUACGCUAUGUGAGUUUAAGAAUUUCCCCAGAUCCUCAUGGUUUCUGAGGAUUAAACUCUCAAAGAUCCUGCACAUGCACUGGGUCCACGUUAAUUUAAGAUUAUAAUUUAAGAAUUUCUGCUUUGGGCUCAAUCCAGUGGCAAUUUGCACCCGAAAUUGCACCUGGUUUGCAAAAUAUAUAUUCUCAGGUUUCUGCU
This is a messenger RNA of Rhincodon typus (whale shark), 2000 nucleotides long. RefSeq names its product transmembrane serine protease 13a (gene tmprss13a). Gene Ontology annotation, biological process: proteolysis. Gene Ontology annotation, molecular function: protein binding; serine-type endopeptidase activity. Bases 1 to 1572 code for a protein of 523 amino acids. The record is from RefSeq and is a predicted model, not a curated record. Gene Ontology annotation, cellular component: membrane. The transcript has 13 exons. NCBI's taxonomy places the organism in Eukaryota, Metazoa, Chordata, Chondrichthyes, Orectolobiformes, Rhincodontidae.